Messenger RNA from Balearica regulorum gibbericeps (East African grey crowned-crane), 477 nucleotides. Lineage: Eukaryota; Metazoa; Chordata; Aves; Gruiformes; Gruidae. The record is from RefSeq and is a predicted model, not a curated record.
GUUCCUUCAGAGAAAUCGGAAUCCUUUGCAUCCAUGUUGAGACGCUCUCCUUUAAUUCAGAUGGGACCUGCCAAAGAUAAAAUUGCCAUUGGUCGAAUAUUCCAUGUUGUAGAAGAUGAUCUUUAUAUAGAUUUUGGUGGCAAGUUUCACUGUGUGUGCAAGAGACCAGAAGUAGAUGGAAAAAAAUAUCAGAGAGGAACCCGAGUACGUCUGAGACUGCUGGAUCUGGAACUCACGGCUAGGUUCCUGGGUGCAACAACUGAUACAACUUUGCUGGAAGCUGAUGCAGUGCUUUUAGGGCUCGUCGAAAGCAGGAAAACAAAGCAAAAGGAGUAAAUUUCAUGUAAAUAAAUGCACUUUGUGCUCUAGAGCAAAUUAUAUAAGUGAAAUGUUUCCUCAGGAAAUAAAUGAAAAAUUUCUGUCUGCUUGGUUAUGUAAAUAACGAGAUCAAUAAAAGACAAUAUGCACAUCAUACCU